AUGUCGCCUCUAGAGUCACAGAACAGCACUUACAGAGUUACAGAACAGCAAUUACAGAGUCCUCACUUCCUCAACGACCUGCUCAGUGAUGUUGGCAACGGUAAAUAUAGUCUUUUAUUGGACGAGUCGAACGAUGUGUCCGUGAAUAAACUGUUGGGUAUCGUUAUAAUAUACUACAGUAACAAUCAUGGAAAAACCAUCUCAAGUUUUCUAGCGCUGACCAAGCUGGAAACGUGUAAUGCUGAUAGUAUUGUCAGCGCUCUAAAGAAAACUCUCCAUGAAAUGAAAUUAGAUUUACAAAAUUUGAUAGCUAUUGGAACAGACAAUUCAGUUAUGGUCGGGAUAAAUAACGGUGUUUAUACAAAACUAAAAGCAGAAGUUCCAUCAUUGAUUUUGAUUAGAUGUCUCUGCCACUCCUUACAGCUUGCUGUGUCACAUGCCAUGACUAAUACUCUCCCGCGAAAUCACGACUUUUUAAUUCACGAGACUCAUAAUUGGUUUUCAAAAUCCGUUACGUGUCAAAUAAAAUACACUCAGCUUUACGAGACGAUCAACUGUGGUGUACACCCCUUACAAAUAUUACAAAAGACUCCGCACGUUUCUUAUGGGAAAGUACUUUCGGUCAAAAUGGCUGAAAAUUUAGUAUGUUGUAGUUUAUGGUAUCCUGAUCAAAAGUCUCAAUGGGCAUGUGGUCCUGGAAUCAACAAGUUCUGA
This is a messenger RNA of Cyphomyrmex costatus, 714 nucleotides long. Its product is annotated as zinc finger protein 862-like. The record is from RefSeq and is a predicted model, not a curated record. The coding region runs from base 1 to 714 and encodes 237 amino acids. Lineage: Eukaryota; Metazoa; Arthropoda; Insecta; Hymenoptera; Formicidae. The transcript is spliced from 2 exons.